Talaromyces stipitatus ATCC 10500 is the source of this 505-nucleotide messenger RNA. Its product is annotated as peptidyl prolyl cis-trans isomerase (CypC), putative. The transcript is spliced from 3 exons. Bases 17 to 505 code for a protein of 162 amino acids. NCBI's taxonomy places the organism in Eukaryota, Fungi, Ascomycota, Eurotiomycetes, Eurotiales, Trichocomaceae. Gene Ontology annotation, cellular component: catalytic step 2 spliceosome. The record is from RefSeq and is a predicted model, not a curated record. Gene Ontology annotation, molecular function: peptidyl-prolyl cis-trans isomerase activity. Gene Ontology annotation, biological process: protein folding; protein peptidyl-prolyl isomerization.
UCUAAUAGACACAAAUAUGGCCACCGAAAUCGCAAUUGACACGACUAUGGGUUCUUUCGUCGUGGAACUCUACAACGACCAUGCGCCAAAGACUUGCAAGAACUUCGCGACUCUCGCUCAAAGAGGAUACUACAACGGCGUCAUCUUCCACCGCAUCAUCCCGGAUUUCAUGAUCCAAGGCGGUGAUCCUACAGGCACCGGACGCGGUGGCAGCUCGAUAUACGGCGAGAAAUUCGAAGACGAAAUACACCCUUCAUUAAAGCAUACUGGAGCGGGGAUACUGAGCAUGGCCAACAGCGGGCCAAACACAAACGGAAGCCAAUUUUUCAUUACUCUCGCCCCGACGCCCUGGCUUGAUGGAAAACACACGAUAUUUGGUCGGAUAAAAAGCGGGAUGAGGGUCAUACAACGCAUGGGAUUGGUUAAGACAGAUGCUGAGGAUCGACCUCAAGAUCCGGUCAAGAUCAUCAAGGCAAGAGUCAGGGAGGAGGGCGAGGAGGAUUGA